Molecule: messenger RNA, 5737 nt
Organism: Drosophila ananassae
Lineage: Eukaryota; Metazoa; Arthropoda; Insecta; Diptera; Drosophilidae
Gene: sl
Product: 1-phosphatidylinositol 4,5-bisphosphate phosphodiesterase gamma-1
Exons: 4
Coding region: 271-3975 (1234 amino acids)
Biological process (GO): phosphatidylinositol-mediated signaling; phospholipid catabolic process; positive regulation of epithelial cell migration
Molecular function (GO): phosphatidylinositol-4,5-bisphosphate phospholipase C activity; protein binding
Source: RefSeq, a predicted model, not a curated record
GGAUAAAAUAUUACGAUAGAAAUAUAUCAGUUUAGGGAGAAUAUCGAUGGGAUAAAUAUUUGAUACAUCCCUAAUUGAAAAUAAAUAAUAUUCAACAAGUAAAUUGCUACUUCAACUUUUUGUUUGAAUCCCAUCUUUGUUGAUGAGAAACUGACCAAGCCCAUAAACAGCCAAGCUGGCUAUCAUAUAGUCGGUUCAGUAAAUAAAAGCAUACUGCACCGGCUUCCAAGUAUAUAUUUUAAUUGUUUAGCCUGGAGGUCGGAUGCACAAAUGAGUUGCUUUAGUGCGAUGAACGCCCCGCUGCUGGGUGAGAUGGAGCAGACCAUAGGAAUGCUGGAACGGGGAACUAUUGUGACCAAGUUGUACGGAAAGCAAAGGAGACCUGACCGCCGCCGCCUGAUGCUUAUUCGUGAGACGCAGCAAUUACUAUGGGCAACAGUGGCCGCGCAUUCACCCCGCUCCGACUACGAGGGCGCUAUCCAGCUGCGUGAAAUCCGUGAGAUCCGCGUUGGCAAGCACUCAAAGGAAUUCCGCCUAUUUGCUGAAGAGUGCCAACGCUUUGAGAGCAGCAAGUGCUUUGUAGUUCUGCACGGAACCAACUUUAAGCUUAAAAGUUUUUCUGUAGUAGCGUUGUCGAAGAUUGAGGCCGAGAACUGGGUACGUGGUCUUCGCUACAUGGUACGUGACACGUUGGCCGCACCGUAUCCCAUGCAGAUCGACCGGUGGCUGCGACGUGAGUACUACCAGAUCGAAAAUGUCAACUCUCAGUCGACAAAAUCAUCGGAUCAGGGUCCCACCCAGGUUACCAUUAAGGACUUUAAACUGUUUUUGGCCAGCGUUAGUUGCAAAAUGAGCACCAGCAAGUUUAUGGAAUGCUUUAGCGAAGAUGUUCGGCGCAAGCAUGACUUAAAAUUUGAUGAUUUCUCUCGUCUUUAUCAAAAGCUCCUGCAGCCCAAUAACUUUGUGAACACUUUGUGCAACAGUAAUGGUGUAUUUCCGUACUCGCAGGACCAACAGACAGUGCGACAAUUACAGUUAAAACAAUUCCUAGAGAUAGAGCAGCGCGAACUUAAUUCUAGCGAUUUGAGUGCCGCAUCAAUUGCUUCUUUUAUACGCGACCUAGUUCAAGAUGUAGAACGGGACGUACAGGAACCACAUCUUACAGUCGCAGAGUUUGUGGAUUUUCUCUUUUCAAAACAAAAUGAUAUAUGGGACAAAAAGUUCAACAAUGUUUUUAUGGACAUGACACUUCCGCUAUCUAACUACUGGAUAGCUUCCUCCCAUAACACCUACCUAACCGGCGACCAGUUCUCCAGUGAGUCUUCUUGCGAAGCAUACGCCCGGGCGCUACGUAUGGGUUGUCGUUGCAUUGAGCUGGAUUGCUGGAACGGUCCGGACAAUCUUCCCUAUAUUUUCCAUGGCCACACAAUGACCUCAAAAAUAAAGUUUAUGGACGUAAUUAAAACUAUUAAGGACCACGCCUUUACUACCUCCGAGUAUCCGGUGAUCCUUUCCAUUGAACAGAAUUGUUCUCUAGAGCAGCAACGCAAUAUGGCACAGGCGCUUAUCGAGGUCUUUGGAGACAUGUUGCUUACCCAACCAUGUGAUCGGAACGAGCAGCACUUGCCUUCGCCGUUUCAAUUGCGACACAAAAUAAUACUGAAGCACAAGAAACUGCCGCAGUUUGACGACAUUGGAAAUGGUAUUGGUGUUACGGGGACGUUAACACAAAGAUCUUCCCUUGCCGCCGGUGGUGGUGGAGCUGGCGAGAUUGAUGGCGAAAAUGUGCGGAAAGUGUUUAAGGAAGGCGUACUUUACUUUAGGGACCCGGUUGACAAGUCGUGGAAUCUUUACCAGUUCGUGCUAACUCAUCAGGAGCUUAUUUAUUCCUCUGAAAUCAAUGAAUCGCGCAAUGGAAACUCAGAGGAUGACGAUUUUGGCGUAUCACUUUCCGGCACCUUAAAAAAUAGUAUACAGCAGAAGCAAAAGGACACGUCAGUGAAUGAUGAACUACACUUUGGAGAAAAUUGGUUUCACGGAAAGCUGGAAGGUGGAAGGAAAGAAGCUGAUGACCUUUUAAAAAAGUAUAAGCACCUUGGUGACGGAACAUUUUUAGUGCGCGAGUCUGCUACAUUUGUCGGGGAUUAUAGUUUAUCGUUUUGGCGUCGAAAUAGGCCCAACCACUGCCGCAUAAAGCUAAAGCACGAAAAUGGAACUAUCAAGUAUUACUUGGUGGAAAAUUUCGUAUUUGAUUCGUUAUAUUCGCUGAUUGUGUACUACCGAAAAAACAUGCUGCGCAGCUCGGAAUUUUCAAUCAUUCUAAAGGAACCGGUACCACAGCCAAAAAAACACGAGGACCAGGAGUGGUUCCACCCUAACACAACUAAAGAGCAGGCCGAACAAGCACUGUGCCGGUUAGAGAUGGGCUCAUUUCUGGUGCGACCUUCGGUGCAAAGCGCGAAUGCAUUCGUGAUCUCGUUCACGAUCAAUCGAAAAAUUAAACACUGCCGCAUUUUACAGGAAGGGCGUUUAUAUGGCAUUGACACGAUGAAUUUUGAAUCGCUGGUGUCGCUUGUUCACUAUUACACACGGAAUCCGCUUUACCGUAAUGUAAAACUAAGUCAUCCCGUAUCUCAGGAAAAUUUGGUCCAAGUACUGACGGAGGGCGCCCAGUGUGCUCUUGUGGCCACCGGCGACGGCAAUGUAGCUUCUAAUUACAUGGGCCCCAACCUAGACGAGUAUGUCACCUGUAAAGCUUUGUAUAGCUACAAGGCAAGCAAACCAGACGAACUAUCCUUUCCGAAGCACGCGAUUAUAACGAACGUACAGCGAGACAAUUCCAUGUGGUGGAUCGGAGACUACGGCGGUAUGAUAAAGAAACAUUUACCUGCGAACUAUGUCAAGGUUAUUGACUGUGCCACGGAAGACUACAACUCUAUGAAUGAGGAAGGCACCGAUGGUCGCACGGACUCUAUCGAGAUCUUUGGAGCUGUAGCCUCACUUUUCGAAUCAAAUGAGCCAGGUAUCAUCUUUAAACUGCAGAUACAAACACCGACUAUGCAGAACCCGUUUGUGAUAGGUUUUGACAACCAGGAGAUAGCCUAUGAAUGGAUAAAGGCUAUCCAAGAAGCGGCUCUUGUCGCCAGCCAACUGGCUACAGAGAGACGCAAAAAAGAACGCACAGCCCGGGUGGCCAAAGAGAUGUCCGACCUUAUCAUAUAUUUCCGUAGUGUCCCGUUCCGGGAACACUCAUGGAUAUUCCAAGAGAUGUCCAGCUUCCCAGAAACAAAAGCAGAGAAACAGUUCUUUCAAAAUAACCCCCAGCUUUUUCUUACCUAUCACCGUCAACAGAUUAGUCGAGUGUAUCCGAAAGGCCAACGUUUGGAUUCAUCCAAUUUCAAUCCCAUGCCAUUUUGGAACGUUGGCUCGCAAAUGAUCGCGCUGAACUACCAAACUGGUGAUAAAGCCAUGCAAUUAAAUCAGGCUAAAUUCCGUAACAACGGUCAAUGCGGUUAUAUUCUGAAGCCAUCGUUCAUGCAAUCUGACUCUUUUAAUCCGAACAAUCCUCAGUGCAACGGACUCAAUGAGAUCAAAGUUUGCCUUCGACUAAUUGCGGCACGCCACCUAUUUCGAGGAGGCAGGUCCAACAACCCACAAAUCGUAGUCGAGGUAGUGGGCGCAAGUUUCGAUUCAGGCGUUAAGUACCGAACUAAAGUUAAUGAAAACGGCUUUAACCCCGUGUGGAACGAAACCUGCGAAUUUAGCGUGCGCAACCCACACUUCGCCAUCCUUCGGUUCGAGGUGCAGGAUGAAGACAUGUUUGCCGAAACCCACUUCAUUGCGCAGGCAUGCUAUCCUCUUACAUGUUUGCGCCAAGGAUAUCGCAGUGUGGUUCUGCGUAACAAGUUCAGCGAGGAACUAGAGCUGUCUUCUCUAUUGGUCCAUAUAACCAUUGAAAGUGUCUCUUCCACCUAGUUAUUGGACAAGGUCGCUAAAAGUUCACUAAUUCGCUAAAUGUAUUUUUUAUACUUUUGCUUUUUUUAUCAAAAAGUUUCCAAUUCCCAUUUGUAGAAAAAUAUCAGGGACCGAAACUUAUAUUUUAAUCUUUAAGUAAUAUCAAAAGGACUAGUUAUUCCAUAACACAUAUUUAUGAAUGUUAGCAAUAAGGCAACUCCACGUUAUUCCCAAAAGUGCCAAUCAAUCAUUGUUUGGAUCACCAUUUUGUUUGUAUUCAUACUCAUAGAUUGGCUUACAAUUUUGACUGAAAAUAGUCAACGGGUCUAUUAUUAUUGCAUCUGAAUAUUGCAUAUUUGAAAAAAAAUGUAAGGUCAAUGAAUAUAUGUUGUUACACAUAUUUAAUCUAUUAAUAUUAACUAAAAAAAGAAGGAAAAGCUAACUUCUGGCGGAGCCGAAGUCGAUAUACCCUUGCAGUUAAGGUUGUCCCAUUUCCGAACGUUCAGUUAUAUGGCGGCUACCGGAUAUAAUCGGCCGAUCCUGAUAAAAUUUGGCAGAACAAGUAAGAUUGCCCAAACUGGAAUCCGUAGAAGUCCCAUCAUUCUAGCUUAAAAAACACCAAAGUUAUGCCAAUUCCGAUCGUUCUAUGAAAGAAAGGAUAUAGUCGGCCGAUCCUUAUGAAAUUGUAGAUAAAAUAAGUUGGCCAAAUAUAACAGGUGUAGAAAGUCCCAACCAUCUAACUUAAAAACAACAAAGUUAUGGCAUUUCCGAUCAAUCAGUUAUAUGGCAGCUAUAGGAUAUAGUCGAUCCCGGCCGUUUCAACUUAUAUAUUGCUUGCAAACAAGGAUGUGUGCAAAGUUUCAACUCGAUAGCUUUAAAACUGAGAGACUAGUUUGCGUAGAAAUUGACAGACAGACAGACGGACAUUCUCAUAUGGACUCAGGAGGUGAUUCUGAUAAAGAAUAUAUAUACUUUAUAGGGUCGGAGAUGUCUCCUUCACUGCGUUGCACACUUUUGACCAAAAUUAUAAUACCCUCUGCAAGGGUAUAAAAAGUGACAGUGAUUAAAAUUUUAUAUAAUAAAAACUAUUCAAUAUUUUUAAAUGGAACAAAAAUAAUUAUUUAAUAAUACUAAUUAUUAUUAUUUAUUUUAUAAUUAUAAUUAUUAAGAACAAUUAAUACAUAACAUUUAAAAAUUGAAUGCAGAAAAAUCUUCCAUAGUGUUUCGCAGAAAUCGGUGUUUGAACUGAUUUUAAAAAAAGCAACUUCUGUCUUUGCCGCGUGCGAAUUCUAUAGUUAUGUAUGUGUGAAUACAAAAAAAGUUUCCCAAAAUUAAUUCUUGCGCCAAUUAUAGUUAUUAUUUAUCAAAUAAAAAAAAAUAUCAAAUUUGACCGUAGAUAACUGCCCACAUAAAUGGGAAAAGUGAAAACAAUUAUUGCAAAUGUAACUGUUAUUCGCACGGCAAUAUAUAAAUUAAGAUUUGUAAUAUUUAUAUUUCUUAGGUGAUAAUUUUAAAUACUUUGUUAUAUCAUUCAAAAGAUACAUAUACGCAUAUUUCCAGAAAAUGCCUUAAAUAUUUUGUUAUAUGUGAUAACAAAUAUUAAACAUUAUUUUAAUAUGUUAUAAAUAUUUAUUCAAUUUUGUAUCAAUAAUACAUUAUUUUAUUAUUAUUUCCUCUCGAUGGGGAAUGUAUAUAAGUACAUAUGUAAGUACAUGUUAUUACAAUGUAUUGCAAGCCGCUAAAGAAUGCAUCAAUAAAAGCUCCAUGUAUUUUGAAACGAAAA